Molecule: messenger RNA, 2768 nt
Organism: Pezoporus flaviventris
Lineage: Eukaryota; Metazoa; Chordata; Aves; Psittaciformes; Psittacidae
Gene: KIF5A
Product: kinesin family member 5A
Exons: 20
Coding region: 464-2746 (760 amino acids)
Biological process (GO): microtubule-based movement
Molecular function (GO): ATP binding; microtubule binding; microtubule motor activity
Source: RefSeq, a predicted model, not a curated record
AUCAUCUCCGUCCACCUUAAGAUGUUCUGGCAGCUCCACCUUAACACGGCGGGUGGGGGAGAACGGGCGGGGGGCGGUUCCCCCCCUCCCCAUCACCCGGUACCGGGGCUGCAGCGGCGACAGCGGCGCGGUCACUGGAGCAGGGAGCGCUGCGGAGCUUCCCCCACCCCGGCACCGCCCUCCCGCCGCCCCCUGCACCCCCGGGUACCAUCCUGCAUCCCUGGGUACCACCCUGCAUCCCGGAGAGCAUCCUGCAUCCCUGGGUACUAGCCUGCAUCCCCCAGAGAGCAUCCUGCAUCCCGCGUACCACUUGACCCUCCUGUUGUCAGCAGCACUCUCGGGCAUCACCCGCAUCCCCGGGUGACUCCCCGCACCCUCCCGGGUCCCAGAAGCACCCUUGGGCCCUCUCUCCGGGUCCCGUGUCCUCCCCCCUAAACUCUUGUCACUGCCCCCCGGUGCCGCCAUGGCCGAGCCCAGCACCGAGUGCAGCAUCAAGGUCCUGUGCCGGUUCCGGCCCCUCAGCCCCGCCGAGAUCCUUCGUGGGGACCGGUUCCUGCCCGUGUUCCAGGGCGAUGACAGCGUCGUGGUGGGGGGCAAAACCUACGUCUUCGACCGCGUGUUCCCCCCCAACACCACCCAGGAGCAGGUCUACCAUGCCUGCGCCAUGCAGAUCGUCAAGGACGUGCUGGCCGGGUACAACGGCACCAUCUUCGCCUAUGGGCAGACAUCCUCGGGCAAGACCCACACCAUGGAGGGGAAGCUGCACGACCCCCAGGGCAUGGGCAUCAUCCCCCGCAUCGCCCGCGACAUCUUCAACCACAUCUACGCCAUGGACGAGAACCUCGAGUUCCACAUCAAGGUUUCUUACUUUGAAAUUUAUCUGGACAAGAUCCGGGACCUGCUGGACAUGACCAAGACCAACCUCUCGGUGCACGAGGACAAGAACCGGGUUCCCUACGUCAAGGGCUGCACCGAGCGCUUCGUGUCCAGCCCCGAGGAGAUCCUGGACGUGAUCGACGAGGGCAAAUCCAACCGGCACGUGGCGGUCACCAACAUGAACGAGCACAGCUCCCGCAGCCACAGCAUCUUCCUCAUCAACAUCAAGCAGGAGAACAUGGAGACGGAGCAGAAGCUCAGCGGGAAGCUCUACCUGGUGGACCUGGCCGGGAGCGAGAAGGUCAGCAAGACCGGGGCCGAGGGAGCGGUGCUGGACGAGGCCAAGAACAUCAACAAAUCGCUCUCGGCGCUGGGCAACGUCAUCUCGGCACUGGCCGAGGGCACGAAGGUUUACGUGCCCUACCGGGACAGCAAAAUGACGCGGAUCCUGCAGGACUCGCUGGGCGGGAACUGCCGCACCACCAUGUUCAUCUGCUGCUCCCCCUCCAGCUACAACGACGCCGAGACCCGCUCCACGCUGCUCUUCGGGCAGAGGGCCAAGACCAUCAAGAACACAGCAUCAGUGAACCUGGAGCUCACGGCCGAGCAGUGGAAGAAGAAGUACGAGAAGGAGAAGGAGAAGAACAAGGCUCUGAAGGAGACCAUCGGGAAGCUGGAGGCUGAGCUGAGCCGCUGGCGGAGCGGAGAGGCCGUGCCCGAGACGGAGCAGUUGAAUGGGGCUGAGGCCGAGGUGGGGCCGGGCGAGGGGCCGGGGCCAGGACCCACCAGCGAGACCCCCCUGAACGACAACAGCUCCUCCAUCGUCAUCCACAUCUCGGAGGAGGAGCGGCACAAGUAUGAGGAGGAGAUCCGCAAGCUCUACAAGCAGCUGGAUGACAAGGAUGAUGAGAUCAACCAGCAAAGCCAGAUCAUGGAGAAGCUCAAGCAACAGAUGCUGGACCAGGAGGAGGUGCUGGCGGCAGCGCGGGGAGGGGGCGAGGCUGCGCGGCGGGAGCUGGCGGCGCUGCGGGCGGAGCACGGCGCGGCCCGGGCCGAGGUGACGGAGGUGCUGGCGGCGCUGGAGGAGCUGGCGCGGAGCUACGACCGCAAAGCGCAGGAGGCGGAGGACAGCGGCCGCCAGAACCGGCGGCUCAGCGACGAGCUGGCGCGCACCGAGGCGCUGUCGCUGUCGCUGCAGUCGGAGCUGCAGCGGGUGCUGGAUCUCGGGGCGCAGCAGCGCUCGCGGGCAGCCGAGGUGCUCAACGGGCUCCUGAGGGACCUCAGCGAGUUCAGCCUCAUCCUGGGCAAUGGCGAGAUCAAGCUGCCGGUGGAGGUGACAGGGGCCAUCGAGGAGGAGUUCGCCGUGGCCCGGCUCUAUGUCAGCAAGAUCAAGUCAGAGGUGAAGUCAAUGGUGAAGCGGUGCCGGCAGCUGGAGAACCUGCAGGUUGAAUGCCACCGCAAGAUGGAGGUGACCGGGCGUGAGCUCUCCUCCUGCCAGCUCCUUAUCUCCCAGCACGAGGCGAAGAUCCGCUCCCUGACCGAGUACACGCAGGCGGUGGAGCUCAAGAGGCGGAACCUGGAGGAGAGCAACGAUGCCCUCAGCGAGGAGCUGGCGCGGCUGCAGGCGCAGGACACAGCGCAGGGGGGAGCCCGCAAGCAGGAUGAGACCCAGGACAUGGACGAAAUCAAGGUGCAGCACUCGCAGCUCGGGCGCCUCCGGGACGAGCUCAACGAGCGGCAGAAAACCAUUGAUGAGCUGCGGGACCUGACGCAGCGCCUGGAGCUGGAGCUGCAGAAGCUGCGGGGGGAGCACGAGGAGCUGCGGCGCCAGGAGCAGGCCAAGGCUGCGCGGCUGCAGGAGCUCACGUGAGACCCCCCCGGAACCGCCCCCC